Closterium sp. Yama58-4 is the source of this 2472-nucleotide messenger RNA. The record is from the annotation of a GenBank genome assembly. Lineage: Eukaryota; Viridiplantae; Streptophyta; Zygnematophyceae; Desmidiales; Closteriaceae.
AUGCCGUACGUUCCUCCUCACAUGCGAGCUGGUGCAUCGAUUUCCGGCUCCGAACCUCCUCCCCGGACGACGCCAGCAGGUCGAGGUCAUGCAGGCUCGGAAAUAAUCGACGAUUAUGCGGAGCGAGAAUCGUCCGUUAUUGGAACAUCUUGCAACAGCAACUGUGUUUGUAACGGAGGAAAAGGUCGCUGCAACCGGAUGCUCCUCAGAUUCCAACCGUUCAAAGGGAGGAGCUACCUGCAUCUACAGGAUCAGAAUCUCUCCCUUCUAACGAGAGUUUCAGAAGCUGAGUACGACCAUGUCGAAUCACCCGAUAUCGAGAGCAACCAGACGAGUGGAUAUUCUCCUUCCGCCUCCUCUCAAUCCUCUGCAGCCGUACCCCCGUCUGUGGAUUCGCGUUCAGAUGCCUCACCUGAUGCAUCCGCCUCUCAGUCAGAUCCCUCCGUGUCCUCUCCUUCCCCCAUCGCGACCCCGACCUCCUUGUUUGACGCCAUAUCUGAGCCGCUUCGCGCGGGGUUGGAGGCGGUAUACAGGGAGAUGGAGUUUGCCGCCCGGUCACAGCUAAGGCGGUCCACUGUGGACCGAUGCAAGCUCGUCGUGCGCCUCGGGAAGCUGCUGUUCGCCCCGCCAUUCGGAUCGCCAGAGUCGCUCCUCCCCAGCCUGUCGCCCUUCACAGCGGGCGAGUUGGAGUCGACUCUAAACAGGCGCGUGCAGCGCCUGCCAACCAGGGUGCACCGGUCGCUGGAGACAGGCAUGCCAGAGCCGCUCUUUCAAGCUGUGGAGAAUAUUGUGAUGGCGGGGGACGGGGUCAGCGCAUGCACGAGAGAGACGUACCACAUACGGGUACAAGACACAGAGCAGGUUGACACGGAGUACAAGCUGAUUUGCAAGCCUGAUCCGGAUGGCUCAGGGGUUAUCCUUGUUAAGGUGAAGCACAACCCGCUGCGCUAUGCAGUCAUCGACGUCUCUCGCCCCUCCAGAGCCAUUGACUUCCGCCUCAUGCUCUCCACCGAUACCCGCCUCUGUGCCCUUGAUGAUGCCACCCGGUCUGCAUGUGAGCGCAUAGCAUCGACAGCAAUUAUCGAGGGCAGCGCCAAGGGCGGCCUACACUGGCCUAUCACGCUCGACUUUGAUGUUUGCAUGAUGGACCCGCGUUCACCAUCCCAUACACCAUCCGCAUCAUCAGCAGCAGCUACAGCGCCAUCACACCGCUUCAGAGUGAAGAGCGUGCGGCAUCAGAAGCGGCUCAAGGUGUUUGGGGGCGGGCAGGUGUGGAAGCUGUCGCGAGUGAACGGGGUGGAGUAUGACCAUGGGGGAGGGCGGCUUACUAAUGAAGCAGAGUUCUGCCUGCUGGCCUGGCGAGAUUGCGUCAUGAAGCGCCAUGCUGUGACAGCAGAGGGUGCUGCUGUGAAUGGAUUCAGGAGGGUCAAGCUCCUGGUCCGGCUGGGCAAGCUGCUUUUCUCGGCGCAUGGAAACAGAAAUCUUCUGAUCAAGGUUCCGCCCUUCUCUGCGCAACGACUGGAGGACUACAUGAGUGGGAGUGAGCAGCAGUUGAAGCUGCCGAUUCACAGGGUGUUUGAGACGCACGUCCCUGAUAGCGUGGGUGGCGCUUUGGAGGAGAUUAUCUUGAGAGAUUCAGGUCUGGCUUGCAAGAGCAGUGAGAAAUACGAUAUUCAGUGCAUCCCUCUUGUGCCAAGCGCUAAUGUUACCUGUAAAUUUCAGGUGCUUGAUACCUGGUCGCGAGUUAUCUACAGAGCAAGCUGCAUAUAUGAUGCUGAGAAGCAACGCCUUUUCAUAAAGGUGAAGAAGUUUCCGGUUCGCUAUGGAGUCUUUGAAAUCGCACGGCCAGGCAAGGCCCUGGAUGUUCGUUUGAUCCUGGCCGUUGAGACACAUUUGCCAACUCUAGAUGAGACGCUGGGUGCUGCGUUUGACACAGUCCUGGAAGCAGCGCAGAUUGACCCCCAGAGCCCAGGAGGGGUGCGCAUUCCAGAGUACAUGAUUGAAGGCCAGAAGGGCUUUGACGUUGCCAGCAUGGAUUUUGACUCUAGCAGCAGUGCCUCUGAAGAUAGCAGCAGAAUUUCUAGUUCUCACAAUGUCAACGGAGUAGGUUCUGAUGUCAGCAGCAGAUUUUCAGCCAAUGGCACUGUAAAUUCCAGUGGUGGGAGCAGCAGCAGUGAAGAGAGCAGCAGAUUUCAAGUGAGAGCGGUCCGGCAUAUAACUGUGAGGAAAGUGCAGGCAGAGGGGAGGCUGUGGAAGUUCUCCCAUGUGGAUGGGAUCGAGUACAAACAGGGAGGCGGGCGGAAAACGAACAUAGUGGAGGUGUGCCCGACACUGUGGCGGCAGCAGCUCAAGGGAGACACUCGGGAGCCUGCAUGCUCCAGGGAGCAACAGCAGCACCCCACAAGGACCUCAGAGCACAUCAUUGCGGAGUGCCCUGCGCUGCUUACAUGGCUAGCUCGGAAUUUGCCGUGA